CCAGAACCGUACCACUAAGCGGUACUACCUGUAUACCUGUGCGAUUCCCCAUUCGAAUCUCGACCUUAUGCACUCGUAUCGUACGGCCUUUCAUUCUGCGGAAUGUGAUUCACUCAGGUAAAACGCGACAUUACGUUAACAACAGUCGCAGAACCAUUUAGAUACUUAUUGUUCCACACCUGUUUUUUUAAAAACAAUAAAAAUAUGAUGUGAUUUUGGUACCAUGGAGAGAAAUAGUUUUUCGGUGUUCACAGUGUUCUGUUGUGUGAGUUUGGUGUUUGGUGCGGUCACGUAUGGAGGAAUUACCAUAGAAGGAACCAAGUGCGGACAGAAAGUAUGUAAAUUAUCGGAGUACUGUUCGAAUUUUGAUAGUACCUGUCAGCAAUGUUCUUCGGUUUGUGACGCGAAAGGACAUAAUUACGAGAAGCAGUUGUGUGAAAGUCAGUGCCAAGAUUACCUCCAUGAUCUGAGAUAUGUUAGUAAAACAGGAGGUGACAAUGGCGACUUAAGAGUAACCGUUCAAGAACUGUCACGAAUGGUGACAGUUACAUUGACGCUAGUCAUCUUGAUGCUCAUAGUCUUAUUUGGAGUGUUAGUUUUUCAACUUUACCGAUGGAAAGUCAAAAAGGACAUCACAUGGGAUAGCAUUAAAAACAAAUUCUUUAAAAAAAGAAACAGUGAAAAUAUCAACACCACACCGUCUCAAGACAACAAGAAAAAGGACUUGAGACUUGAAAUACCCUCACCGACACUUGGCAGUGAGCAUUCUCCGGUCACAGUCACUACGUCAAUUGAUCGAAGGCCAGCUGAGGACAGUACAUUAGACUAUGCCUACGACAAUCCCGCAAUGACUAAAUCUCACAACAGCUCAUUUUAAGUAUUCUUAAUUCCACUCAAUAUGUGAUAUUUAUACACUAAUAGUAUUUAGGUUUAAAAGAAAAUAUUUUGAAAGUACUCCGAAUACAGGGGGUUCAAAAAGACACGGCCAAGUUUCAUGCGGUUAUUUCUUAUUAAAAUAAUAUAUGAAAAAAAGUUCCUGUAAACAUGGGAUUGUAAAUCCCAUCCAUAAAGUCUUAAUGAUAAAGGAUGUUAAAACUGAGAUGUUAAAAAUACAUUUUUUUGUAAUUUUUUAAACGUACAUAUAUAUUUUUAGCCGACCAUACCAACAGGUAUGGUAGGCUAUUAAGAUCGA
This is a messenger RNA of Sitophilus oryzae (rice weevil), 1192 nucleotides long. Its product is annotated as protein grindelwald. Bases 224 to 877 code for a protein of 217 amino acids. The record is from RefSeq and is a predicted model, not a curated record. Lineage: Eukaryota; Metazoa; Arthropoda; Insecta; Coleoptera; Curculionidae. The transcript is spliced from 4 exons.